Gossypium arboreum is the source of this 978-nucleotide messenger RNA. Its product is annotated as glutathione S-transferase U7-like. Gene Ontology annotation, biological process: glutathione metabolic process. Gene Ontology annotation, cellular component: cytoplasm. The coding region runs from base 129 to 803 and encodes 224 amino acids. Gene Ontology annotation, molecular function: glutathione transferase activity. Lineage: Eukaryota; Viridiplantae; Streptophyta; Magnoliopsida; Malvales; Malvaceae. The transcript has 2 exons. The record is from RefSeq and is a predicted model, not a curated record.
CAAUCUCUUUGCAAAAAUUGGAACAUUGCAUUUAGACUGUCCAAGAACAGUCAAAAUCUGCCACCCAGAAACAAAGAUAUAAUGCCACCUUUAAUCUAAAUCAAAACAGAAACCAAAUAUCACACACCAUGGAUGAAUUGAAGCUCUUUGGAUUUUGGCCAAGUCCUUAUAGUCGAAGGGUCAUUUGGGCUCUGAAGCUAAAAGGUGUAGAUUAUGAAUACAUUGAGGAAGAUCUACCCUUUAAUAAGAGUGAGUUGCUGUUGCAGUACAACCCAGUUCAUAAGAAGAUUCCGGUGCUGGUUCAUGGCGGAAAGCCAAUUGCAGAAUCAUUGGUUAUUUUGGAAUACAUAGAUGAAGUGUGGCCACAUAAUCCUUUGUUGCCAAAAGAUGCUUAUGAGAAAUCUGAAGCCAUGUUUUGGGCCAAAUUCAUUGAUGAAAAUACUGGACCAAUGUGGGGUUUCUUUCAAAAAUUCGGGGAAGAACAACAAAAGGCAAUUGAGAGCUACUCUGAAAUUCUGAGAAAAAUAGAGGAACAUGGUCUACGAGACAAAAAAUUCUUUGGGGGAGACCAAAUUGGCAUAGCUGAUCUUGUUUUUGGAAUGGUUAUUCAUAUGUUGGCGCCUAUGGAAGAGGUGGUGGGAUAUAAGUUUAUUAAAGCCGAUAGCUUCCCACGCCUGCAUGCUUGGGUCAAGCAUUUCAGCGAACACCCUGUGAUCAAAGCCAAUGUCCCUGAUUACAGUAAAGUUGUUGAUUUCUUGAAGACAAGAAGAGAAUUUUAUAGGAAUUCUCAACAGAAUAACUAGAAAAAAUAAAGAAAGAAGGCACUUUUGAUCGUUUAAGAACUAAAAAUUGGGAAAUAAUGCAAAAGCAUUGAGUGUUCUUUUUCUUGUAACAUUUGCACUUUUUUUUUAUGCAUUGUAUGUUUGUAACAAUAAUUUUAUUUUUGCCAAUAAUUAAUGCUUUGUUUGGUGUAUAAAA